Messenger RNA from Neurospora crassa OR74A, 2333 nucleotides. RefSeq names its product homoserine O-acetyltransferase. Lineage: Eukaryota; Fungi; Ascomycota; Sordariomycetes; Sordariales; Sordariaceae. Gene Ontology annotation, biological process: L-homoserine metabolic process. The coding region runs from base 330 to 1907 and encodes 525 amino acids. The record is from RefSeq and is a predicted model, not a curated record. Gene Ontology annotation, molecular function: L-serine O-acetyltransferase activity; homoserine O-acetyltransferase activity. The transcript has a single exon.
CCCGAUUGCGAUGAAGGGCAGAAUGGGGUUAGUGAGGGGCCUGUGGCAACUUAACCUCCUCAUAUGAUGAUUCCCCGGAUUUGACGGCAUCCAAUUCGGUUUCGUGUUGACCCCCCGAACCGGGCAACUAGGAUUACCAAUCUCCAUUUUCUCUCCAUCAUGAGCUCCGGGUUCGCAGUAGCGUGCCGACCCAGUUUUAGCAUUCUCCUCUGACAAGGUAAACUACGGACUACAUUCACACUUCGCGCUAUAACAUCUGUCCCUGCUUGUGCUCGUGCCUGUCGACGGUUGCAUCAUCUUGAACACCAGAUCCAGGACAUAUCGGCACCAUGCGGCCACAGAAACAUAUCGCCGCGUCACUGCGGAGGGUUUCAGGAGCCCUAUCCCACGCAUCCUACAGCCCCGCGACAUCACAGUCAUCUAGAACUGCUGCGGUAGCUGGACUGCGGUUAUCUCGAGCUCAACCACAACAACAACAACAGCAACGAUGCCUACACGGACAAGCGCCCCGGCGCAGCGGCGCCUCCAAUCCCGCAAUGGCCUUCCCCUGCCUCGACGCCCUUGAAACCCGGUCCGAAACCCUCAAGAAGCGCUCCGACGCGAGCGGCCCCGAGCCAUCCUACGUUGCCGGUGCCACCCAGACCUUCCAUUGUGACGAACCCCUACUUCUCGACUGGGGUGGCAUGCUCCCCGAGUUCGACAUCGCCUACGAGUCGUGGGGCGAGAUGAACGCCGACAAGUCCAACGUUAUCUUGCUACACACGGGUCUUUCAGCGUCGUCCCAUGCCCAUUCUACGUCAGCCAACCCCCAGCCCGGGUGGUGGGAGAGGUUCAUUGGUCCCGGCCUCGCUCUCGACACCGACAAAUAUCACAUCAUUUGCACAAACGUUAUUGGCGGCUGCUACGGUUCAACGGGACCGAGUAGUAUUGACCCGGCAGAUGGACAGCGCUAUGCCACCAGGUUUCCCAUACUUACACUGGAGGAUAUGGUACGGGCGCAGUUCCGUUUGUUGGACAAUCUGGGGGUCAACAAGCUGUACGCCAGCGUGGGCUCUAGUAUGGGCGGCAUGCAAUCGUUGGCUGCCGGCGUGCUAUUCCCCGAGCGUGUUGGCCGGAUCAUCUCGAUCAGCGGCUGCGCCAGGAGUCACCCAUACAGCAUUGCGAUGCGACACACGCAGCGGCAAGUCCUCAUGAUGGACCCCAACUGGAACCGAGGUUUCUACUACGACAACGUCCCCCCACACGCUGGCAUGAAGCUGGCGCGCGAAAUUGCGACUGUGACGUAUCGGUCAGGUCCCGAGUGGGAGCUGAGGUUCGGCCGUAGAAGGGCGGAUCCCAGCAAGCCGCCUGCUCUUUGCCCGGACUUCCUCAUAGAGACCUAUCUGGACCACGCGGGAGAGAAGUUUUGCUUGACGUACGACCCAAACAGUUUGUUGUACGUCAGCAAGGCUAUGGAUCUGUUUGACUUGGGUCAUGCGGGCCAAAAGGCUGCGGCUUCCAGACGGGCUGAGCGGUUGGAUUCGCUCCAUAAGGGGGUUUACGCAUCAAAUGAGAACGUGUCCUGCAGCCUGACGCUGCCGGACAAGCCCUACGAGGAGCAGCCUGAAUCGGCGGGCUCCGCAGAUAUUGACACCAAGCUUGCCACACAGUCAGACUCGAAGCCACCCGAGGAUUUGAUCAAGGGCUUGUCUGCCCUGCGAGACCACCCGGCGUUGGUCAUGGGUGUUGCCAGCGAUAUUCUGUUCCCAGCAUGGCAACAGCGCGAAAUUGCCGAUGCGCUGAGGUUGGCUGGGAACCGGAACGUGGCGCAUUAUGAGUUGAGUGAGGAGCAAAGCAUGUUCGGUCACGACACGUUCUUGUUGGAUGUGAAGAAUGUUGGAGGGGCUAUCAAGAACUUUCUGCAAUAAAAAGGGGGAGGAGAGAAUGUUUUAAUACUGCACAUUCAACAGCAGGAUGGAGGAAGUUACAGUAAUAGAAGCAGAGCGAGACGGGAAUCCAGACCCUGAGCCAUACCACCCGCAAAGCACAUCCACCUUUGCUUCCCAAUCGACUAGCCGAGAUUUCACGAAACCCAAAACGUGUAGAACCAUGGUCUCAUGGUCAAUAAUCACCCACAGACCAAGUGUUCAAGUAAGUUUCAAUGCCAUUGCUGUAGUUGUACUCGUCGACAACAAAACUAGGUUUAAUCCAUCAGGUAGUACGACCUAAGGACCAUCGAGUGACACCACCGGUGCUCGGGGAUAGGAACACCAAGCCUAAGAAGAGCAAAUAAUAGCCCGAUUCAAGUCACACAAGUCCAGCGAUCCUGUUAGAAAAACCUGUGAAGCUAUUGA